CAUCAUGUCGUUAUAAGCGGCACUAAAUUGAUUAACAAGCAACCCCGCGAUGAUAUCAUCUUACAGCUCCCCACUCCUCACUCAACCCCUCCAUUAACGCCCCGGCCAUGGCAACGGUCGAUGAGGCGGAGGCGCCACAGCCUAGGAAGAUUGUCAUUGAUCUACCAACUGCAGAUGGUACAUCCCAAGCUACCGUCACUCUACAAGAAAAUGAAGAUGCCACCAAACCACCCCUGCUCCUCGACAUCACCAAACGAGCUCUCGACUCACCAGAUACAAACACACCACUUCCCCAACGCGAAACCCACGUUAUCAUCUCCGUAGGAUCUGGUGCCCGCCAGGCAGAAAGCUUUUUCAACAGCCUAGUCAAACCGGUUCUAACCGCCAUCCAUGGCGAAGAUGGUGUAUCCAAGGUCAAAGUCCACACAACGACCUCAGCAACCAGCAUCUCAGACUAUACAAGCAGCAUCUUCUUUCCCGCUGCAAACAGCGGAACCUCUCUCCGCAUCCUCCUCCUCUCAGGCGACGGCGGCAUAGUCGAUCUAGUAAACGGUCUCCUCUCCCCUCCUCACCACACCACCUACACCUCCCCACAAGUUGUCCUCCUCCCCCUCGGCACCGCAAAUGCCCUCUACCACUCCAUCAACACCGGCAGUGAGUCCUCAACCUGGGGCCUCGCCGCCCUUGCAUCCCCGCACUCCGCGCCCCUCCCCGUCUUCACAGCAAUCUUCUCCCCAGGCGCCCGCCUCCUCGUCGACGAAGCCCGCUCCGAAGAAGCACUUCCAAAAAAUGAAAAGGGAGAGGGCAUCCUCCACGGCGCAGUCGUAGCAAGCUGGGGCAUGCACGCCUCGCUCGUCGCAGACAGCGACACCGCGCACUACCGCCAAUACGGCGUCGAGCGCUUCCGAAUGGCCGCGAAGGAAGCUUUGUAUCCUGCUGACGGCGGUCCGCCGCACGCCUACAAGGCACACCUCUACCUGCUUUGGCUACAGAAUGGGGAGGAAUGGACCCCGCUAGAGACAACGGAGCACAUGUACGUCUUGGCGACCCUAGUCUCGCAUCUCGAACGCCCGUUUUGCAUCUCCCCUGCCUCGGCGCCACUAGAUGGGAGCGUGAGGCUUGUGCAUUUCGGCCCGAAGAGUGCAGAUGAGGCCAUGCGGAUUAUGGGGUUGGCGUAUCAAGGGGGCAAGCACGUCCACGAGGCGGGGGUGAGGUAUGAAAGUAUUGAUGGGUUGCGGAUUCGGUUCGAGGGGCUGGAGGAGGAUGCGAGGUGGAGGCGCAUAUGUGUGGAUGGAAAGAUUGUGAGGGUUGAGAAGGAGGGAUGGGUGGAGGUGAGAAAGGAUGAUAAACGUGCGUUGGAUGUUGUUGUCGUUGCGUGAAGCGGGUUACAUUGCGAAUGGUUUUUGUCAAGAGAUCUUUUUUUUCAUUACAAGAAAAUUCCAUUAUGUUUGCUGCAAAGCUCGAAGGCGGGGAUAUCUAAAAUAAAAAAAAACCCGCAAUUUGUAUGUUCAUAAA
Bipolaris sorokiniana ND90Pr is the source of this 1515-nucleotide messenger RNA. RefSeq lists its product as uncharacterized. Lineage: Eukaryota; Fungi; Ascomycota; Dothideomycetes; Pleosporales; Pleosporaceae. The coding region runs from base 108 to 1379 and encodes 423 amino acids. The record is from RefSeq and is a predicted model, not a curated record. Gene Ontology annotation, cellular component: membrane; intracellular membrane-bounded organelle; cytoplasm. Gene Ontology annotation, biological process: sphingosine biosynthetic process. The transcript has a single exon.